CCCCGUCGCUACAGUCACCGCCCCCUCUCGGUGCCCGGCCGGGCGGGAGGAGCACAGUGGCCCCGCCGGCUGCGGCUGCUUGCGGGGCUCCGUGGGGGGCGGGCACAUGCGUACAAGCGGCUCAUCCAGACAAACACCCCUUACAUCUUAAAUGAGCUUCAUUUACUGGCAGUCGCUUCAGUCGGGCUGGAAGCUGCUGAGCUACGCUCAGCCCGCCUUACUGGGAGACAGCGCCCCCGGCUCCUUCCCAGGGCAGGCUAGCCUCGACGAAGCCCGCCGCGCCCCGCUCCCGAUGGGACUGAGCACGGUGGCGUCUCCGAGUUCGGGCGGCGGAGGCUGAGGGCGCCCCGCGCGGGGGCGCCGGGCAUGGCCGUGGGCGGGCGGGGGCCGGCAGAGCCGUAGCCGCGGGCCACAGCGCCCUCGCGGGGGUCCACCGCCGCCCCCGGCCGCUGCUCUGGAGCGCCGGUGAUCGCCGCCGCGGCCCACUGGGAGACAAUGGCCCUGCACAAACUCUGCUCAGUGCUGGAAGUGUUGCUAGUAACAAUCCUUGUAGUGGAAGGGAUUGCUGUUGCACAGAAGACACAAGGUGGGCAAAAUUUUGGAGUAAACCGUAUUCCUCCUACCCAGUGUGACAAUUGGGUACGGACAAGCAAUGGAGGACAUUUUGCUUCACCAAACUACCCUAACAUGUACCCACCAAAUCAAGAGUGCAUCUAUAUCUUAGAAGCUGCUCCACGACAAAGAAUUGAGUUGACCUUUGAUGAACCUUAUUACAUAGAACCCUCAUUUGAAUGUCGGUUUGAUCAUCUGGAGGUUCGAGAUGGACCUUUUGGUUUCUCCCCUCUCAUUAAUCGUUACUGUGGUCUGAAAAGUCCUGCACUAAUUAGAUCAACAGGGAGAUUUAUGUGGAUCAAGUUUACUUCUGAUGAGGAGCUGGAAGGAAAGGGAUUUCAAGCAAAGUACUCAUUUAUACCAGAUCCUGACUUCACUUACCUAGGAGGUAUUUUGAAUCCCAUCCCAGAUUGCCAGUUUGAGCUCUCAGGAGCUGAUGGAAUAGUACGUUCCAGUCAAGUAGAACAAGAAGGCAAAACAAAACCAGGACAAGCAGUUGACUGCAUAUGGACAAUUAAAGCUACUCCAAAUGCUAAGAUAUAUUUGCGAUUUCUCGACUAUCAAAUGGAGCAUUCAAAUGAAUGCAAAAGAAACUUUGUUGCUGUAUAUGAUGGAAGCAGCUCUAUUGAGAACCUGAAGGCAAAGUUUUGCAGCACCGUAGCAAACGAUGUCAUGCUGCAGACUGGGACAGGUGUGGUACGAAUGUGGGCAGAUGAAGGCAGCAGACUAAGCAGAUUCAGAAUGCUGUUCACUUCAUUUGUGGAUCCUCCCUGCUCAGGCAAUACUUACUUCUGCCACAGCAACAUGUGCAUCAAUAAUUCUUUAGUCUGCAAUGGCAUUCAAAACUGUGCAUACCCUUGGGAUGAAAAUCACUGCAGAGAAAAGAAAAGAACUGGAUUGUUUGAACAAAUCACCAAAACUCAUGGAACAAUCAUUGGCAUCACAUCAGGGAUAGUUUUAGUUCUUCUCAUCAUUUCAAUUCUAGUACAAGUAAAGCAACCUCGCAAAAAGGUUAUGGCUUGCAAGAAUGCUUUCAAUAAAACUGGAUUCCAGGAAGUAUUUGAUCCUCCACAUUAUGAACUAUUUUCACUAAGGGACAAAGAAAUUUCAGCAGAUUUGGCAGAUUUAUCAGAAGAACUUGAAAACUAUCAGAAAAUGAGACGCCCUUCAACAACUUCCAGGUGCAUUCAUGACCACCACUGUGGCUCUCAGGCCUCUAAUCUAAAACAAAGCAGGACAAACCUCAGCUCCAUGGAACUUCCCUUUCACAAUGACUUUGCGCAGCCUCAGCCAAUGAAAACAUUUAAUAGCACAUUCAAGAAAAGUAACUACACUUUCAAACAAGCGCAUGACUGCCCUGAGCAAGUGAUAGAAGACAGGGUGAUGGAAGAGAUUCCAUGUGAAAUCUACGUUAGAGGAAGAGAAGAAGCACAAGGUUCAUUAUCUAUUGACUUUUAAUUUCCUAGUGACGGUGGUAUCAGUGUAUAUACAAGAUGCUUGUGUACAGUAACCAUGUAUAUAUUAAAAGUGUACUAUAUGCAGCGUGUGAAAUGCACACACUUUUAGCUUACUAUACUCCAUCCACCAAAAAAAACAAAGUCUUCAUAACCCGUUCUUGCUCAAACAUGGUAGAUUUUCUUCAAUCUUCCCAAGCUACCUAUCUAGAGGAGGAGUAAAGACUUUGCAUGGAAAUUACAAGUUAUGGAUAUUGGAAGAAAACAACCCAACUAUUAAUCAUUGUACACUGAAAACAAUUACUAUUGUUCUCUUCCUCACAUGAUUUUCUCUUCUUUAGAUGUCUUUUUAGACAAUUUUAAUACCUCAUUUACAUAAAUAAAAGUAGUUAAGUGCACCAUGUGGAUGUCAACAUAGGUGUCUUAUUGUAUUUGUCAAAUUGGAAGUAGAGCUAGACUUAAGUGCCAGUUGACAUUCAAGAAUUAUUCCAGCCAUCUGUUUCAUCUUGCCUACCAUUUAUAUUGCCUUUAAUUAUUAGUUCCUCACUCUAUGCUUUGUGAGAAACAAGUGAAAAGGAAUACUGCCUUUUUAAAACACUGAGUUACAGUAAUUUUAGUACAUUUGGAAAUAUAUAAUCUUUGCAGCUUUUGUUUAAAAUACAAUAGUCAUGUUAUUCUAGAUGCAGACCUUGAUAACAGACUUCUUUCAAGACGCUUUAGGAUUUUGAAAUAUUCAGCCAUAUAUUAUAGAUCCAUAUCGUUCACUACUUUCACAGCUCUCUAGUUUGAAAACAGUUUUGUCCCUGUGUUCUCAAAGUAUUUACAUAAAUAGACUGUACUGUACAUUUGUGUCUUAAAAUAGGCUCUUACUCCUUAUUGCAGCCAACCUUCCCUACCAAAAUCAGUGAUGAUACUUUUAGCUCGUGUCCUACUUGCCUGAAGAGAAGCACUCUUGAGGUCUGUGUGAUUACCAGGUAAACGAUGAUACUGGAAACAGAGAAAUCUCAAAGCAACCCUUAUGGAAUCCUUCCUGUGCCCCUUGUUUCCACUUGCCAAAUGGCACAUUUCAUAUCUUUUUAAAUGGUGGUUUGGACCUAAUUUUAAAAUUUUUACAUUUAAAAAAAUAAUAAUAAUGCUCAUUGUGGUUCUUAAACUUUUUUAUAUAGUUUGAUACUGUACACAAUAUUAAAUAAAUCAAAAUAUAGCACCUGUACAGCAGGCUUGUUUCAGUGUCUGUAUUAGUAGCAGUUCUGAUUAACAUGCAGAGGCUGCUGUGUACAUCACAAUUUGCCAAGAAUACUUAGUGUGACUUCCACAUUAGUGUACAUUUUAUUUCCUGGUUUGUCUGUGUUUAUUCUGGUAUUUUGUUUACAGGAAACCUUUCACUAAAUGUGUCCUACCAGCUUGCACUGAGCUUAUCCUGCUACAAAUGUAUGUAAAUACAUUUGUUGUCCUGAAUGUAGUACACAAAACCCCCAAAACAAAACAAAAAAUCAAUAUAUGACCCUAGCAACAGAAAAUCUUUUAUUUAAAACAAAAUCUGAACAACAGCUGUAAUUACUCACAAAGAAAAUACUUAAGCUUUUUUAAAAAUGCUUAGAAUGUAAGAAGAGGAAGGAUAAAAAAAAAAAAAGGAUAGAGUAUCUUAAACACAAUUUCAAAAUUCACCCUCUCUGAUGUCUUGAAAGAACUUAAUCAGAUGCCUAUAGUUGCAGAUUGAUGUCAGUUUUGUGCUGGUCCCAGACUGUAUUUCAAUUUGACAAAAUGAAAAUGGGCAUUAUUUUCAGCUGCAUUUCAUGCGUGAUUAAAAAACCACCACCAAAAGUCUAUUAAAUUUGUCUUGAAAACUUUUCAAUGUGUAAUUAAAACAUUUCUUGACAGAUUUCCUUUCUUUCUCGUUGAUUUUGAUAAUAAAUAUCUCAUCAUGGCCUACAUGACACAGAAUGUUACUUGUGACAAUCUAUUUGUUCCAGAUUUUUUUCAAAAAAGCAAUACAUAGUUUUACAAAAGUUAUUUCUAUCCAUAUAACUUGUAAGUGCUAAGUUUGUGUGACUAAAUUUGCUCUUUAAGGUAUAUUUCUCCAUGGGAUAAAAAUAAUACAAUUCUCAUUCUUUCCUAAGGUAUGUUGGUUUUGAACAGUAAACCUGCACUAAUAAAACAAACAGCAAGCCUGCAAAGCCACAUCUGUGGCAAAAAGCUCUACUGAAUAAGUACCAAAAAAACUUGAAAUAAUAUUUCAGUCUCUGUUGUAACUUUCCAAUUACAUAGUCAGAACACAGCUACUUUUUAGCUGCCCUAGAGGACACAGGUGAGCGCUUCAUAACCAGUCGUGGCUUCUGUGCAUAACUUUUUCCAAUAUACAUUUCCAAUAUGAGCUCCGCUGUCCCCCCCUUGGCUGUCUAUUCUGUUGAGUUUGCUUGCCUUAAGGAGAAAUAAAGACAAGACACUCCUGCCUAGUUAACACCUAUUCUCAAUUCCCAAUACAGAGCAAAAAUUCUGGAGUGAAGCUUUCCAGUACUCUUCUAAUUGCGGACUCAACCCUUAUUGUGGCAAGAGCUGCACACUUGAACAGAUCUGAGAGGAAUCAUUAUUUAAAGAGGCUUCUAUAAGUAGUAAGGGCAGGAAAUAAAAUGUCAGUGCUUGUUUUAUUAGAAGCAAGGUGAAAUUAGCAUUAAACCUAAAAAGUUAAAUGGAAAACAUAUGCAUGGUUGUUUAAAAAAAUAGUUUGGCUUUAUGCAUGGUGGUUUAAAAAAAUAGUUUGCCUAAACAUUUCAUUGUAAUACCUGUGCUUUUAAAAAUGGCAUAGAGACAUAAUUCCAGUUCCAGUAUAAUUCCUCUCACUACAGAGAAAAAUUGUUUGGGUACACACUCAGUGCAGGAACCUGACAUGUGCAGCAGAAGAAUCUACUACUAGUUUUGCAGUCUCAGUCUAGUUGGAUCUGAUGUUAUGGUCUUUACAUCUAGGGUGGAGUUAGGGAUAGUGAAAAACAGCACCUUUCAUAUUCUUUCAAUAUCUAAGUACUGUUAACCUAUUUCCAUUGUCUCCAUCUUAAAUUUCUGGUAGCAUACUGAUUCUCAAUUUUACCCAUAUCUUUGAUACCCUCUGUUAACACUGAAUGCUUGUAGGCAAAGCUAUGUUCCCUAAACGCACAGCGAACAGGAAAAGGCCUACAGCAUUAACUACUCUGGUACUUAAAACGGUCAUGGUUUAACCCCAGUAAGCACCUGAGCACCACACAGCUACUUGUUCACUCUUCCUUUCUCCAAAUUUGGAGAGAAAGAACAGGGGAGGAUUAAAUGUUAGAAUAAUUGUAAUGAGAUGGAAUGUAACAAUAAGAAAGAAAUAAAGCCCAAGAAAAGA
This is a messenger RNA of Pogoniulus pusillus (Red-fronted tinkerbird), 5427 nucleotides long. RefSeq names its product neuropilin and tolloid like 2 (gene NETO2). Lineage: Eukaryota; Metazoa; Chordata; Aves; Piciformes; Lybiidae. The record is from RefSeq and is a predicted model, not a curated record. Gene Ontology annotation, molecular function: ionotropic glutamate receptor binding. Bases 496 to 2070 code for a protein of 524 amino acids. The transcript has 9 exons. Gene Ontology annotation, cellular component: postsynaptic density.